Triticum turgidum subsp. durum (durum wheat) is the source of this 2877-nucleotide messenger RNA. NCBI's taxonomy places the organism in Eukaryota, Viridiplantae, Streptophyta, Magnoliopsida, Poales, Poaceae. The record is from the annotation of a GenBank genome assembly.
AUGGGACCGGUGAAGCUGGAGAAGGUGGUGUUCGCGCUGAACGGGCGGCGGCACGAGGUGGCCGGCGCCGACGUGCACCCCGGUACCACGCUGCUCGAGUUCAUCCGCACCCGGACGCCAUUCACCGGCACCAAGCUCGGCUGCGGCGAAGGUGGAUGUGGAGCUUGUGUGGUCCUCAUAGCAACUUACAAUCCAACAAAAGAUGAAGUCACUGAAUUCUCCGCAAGUUCAUGCCUGACUCUGCUCUACAACAUAAAUCUCUGCUCAGUCAUCACCACCGAAGGCCUGGGAAAUACCAAAGAUGGUUUCCAUUCCAUCCAGAAGAGGAUGGCUGGGUUCCAUGCUUCCCAGUGUGGCUUCUGCACUCCUGGCAUGUGCAUGUCUAUUUUCACCUCUCUUGCCAAUGCCGACAAAUCCAAGAAGCCUGAGCCACAGAAAGGGUUCUCAAAGUUGACGGUGUCCGAAGCAGAAAGGGCGUUCUCAGGCAACAUGUGUAGAUGUACCGGUUACAGGCCAAUUGUCGACGCCUGCAAAAGUUUUGCUUCAGAUGUUGACCUGGAGGAUUUGGGCCUCAAUGUAUUCUGGAAGAAAGGCGAUAAGCACGCCGACGUUAGCAAGUUGCCAGCUUACACUCUUGGUGGUGGAGUCUGCACUUUCCCGGACUUCCUGAAAUCCGAGAUAAAAUCUUCACUUCAUCAUCUAAAUGAUGAUUCGGAUGUUACGAUCUCCAGGGAGGGUUGGUAUCAUCCUAAAAGCAUCGAGCAAUAUUAUGAUUUGCUGAACUCUGGCUUGUUCAGUGACUGCCCAGUUAAAGUGGUUGUCGCGAACACAAGUUCUGGUGUGAAGGGAUACAAGGAUCAGGAUCUAUAUGACAAGUAUAUUGACAUCGGUGACAUUCCAGAGCUUUCAGCUAUUUGGAAGAAAGACGGUGGCAUUGAAAUUGGAGCAGCUACACCAAUUUCUAAGACCAUCGAGAUACUUGAGCAAGAAGCCGGGUCUAAAUCAUCUCCAAAUGGAAGUGUAGUUUUCAGAAAACUCGCCGAGCACAUGAGCAAGGUAGCCACACCGUUUGUCCGUAACACAGCAAGCAUUGGUGGGAACAUAAUUCUAGCACAGAAAUACCCUUUUCCCUCGGACAUCGCGACCAUACUUCUCGGUGCUGCUUCAACUGUUCGUCUUCAGGUUUAUUCACAAACACUAGAGGUUACUUUGGAAGAGUUUCUGGAGCAGCCUCCUAGUGACCCCAGUACAUUGCUCCUGAGCAUAUUUAUUCCACAUUGGGCUUCAGAUUCUCAGAAAGAAAGUAAGGUGAUCUUCGAAACUUACCGAGCAGCGCCGCGCCCUCUUGGCAAUGCGGUUUCAUAUAUUAACUCUGCAAUGCUGGGCCAUGUCUCCCAGAAAUCGUCUGGUGAUCUUGUGCUGAGUAACCUACGCAUGGCCUUUGGUGCCUAUGGGACGGAACAUGCUAUUAGAGCAACAAAAGUUGAACAACACCUGAACGGAAAAGUGCUCGCUCCAUCUGUUGUGCUCGAAGCAGUUCAGUUACUUAGAGAAACAGUUGUACCAAUGGAAGGAACAUCACAUGCUGAAUACAGAGUCAGUGUGGCUGUUGCAUUUCUCUUCAGUUUCCUGUCUCCAUUUGCUAAAGGAAUCAAAGGGCCUGGAAAAAAUCCAAGCAUUGGUUCUGCUAGUUCUUCAGAUACAGAUGAUCCCUGUAACCUUCCAUUGUCUUCACGUCGAGACACAGUUUCCAGUGGUGAUCAUAAACCAGUUGGCGAGCCGAUUAAAAAGUAUGCAGUUGAGCUUCAAGCUUCUGGGGAGGCAGUAUAUGUAGAUGAUAUUCCUGCUCCAAAAAAUUGCCUCUAUGGAGAGUUUAUUUACAGCACACAGCCUCUUGCAUAUGUCAAGAAUAUCAAAUUCAAGCCUUCUUUAGCAUCAGAGAAGGUCCUCACAGUUGUUUCCGCGAAGGAUAUUCCAAGUGGAGGGCAAAAUAUUGGAUCAAGCUUCAUGUUUGGGGACGAACCACUUUUUGGUUCUCCAGUUGCUGAGUAUGCUGGACAAGCUCUUGGUGUCGUGAUUGCAGAGACUCAGAGAUAUGCCAACUUGGCAGGCAAACAGGUCGUUGUUGAAUAUGACACAAAAGAUUUGAAGCCGCCCAUCUUAACUGUAGAACAGGCAGUACAGAACAAUAGUUAUUUCGAAGUUCCUCCUGGGAAGUAUCCAAAACAAGUUGGUGAUUUCUCGAAGGGCAUGGCAGAAGCUGAUCACAAGAUCCUCUCAACAGAAGUGAAACUUGCCUCUCAGUACUACUUCUACAUGGAAACACAAACAGCACUGGCGAUUCCAGAUGAAGAUAACACUAUUGUGGUCUACAGUUCAUCACAAUACCCUGAGCUUGCACAGAAUGUCAUAGCGAGGUGCCUCGGCAUUCCAUUCAGCAAUGUGCGUGUUAUUACAAGAAGGGUUGGAGGAGGCUUUGGCGGGAAGGCAUUCAGAUCAUUCACUGUAGCAACGGCAGCUGCACUUUGUGCCUUCAAGUUACAUCGUCCAGUGCGGAUGUAUCUCAACCGCAGUACUGACAUGAUCAUGAUCGGUGGUCGGCACCCCAUAAAAGCAUAUUACACUGUUGGUUUCAAGUCCAAUGGGAGAAUCACAGCCUUGCACCUGGACAUUCUCAUCAACGCUGGGAUUUCUCCAGAUGCGAGCCCCCUAAUGCCUGACACUAUGAUGUCAGGCCUGAAGAAAUACAACUGGGGUGCUCUCUCGUUUGACAUCAAGGUCUGUAAGACAAACAACACAUCCAAGUCAGUAAUGCGUGCUCCUGGAGAUACGCAAGGCUCUUUUAUUGCUGAAGCCAUCAUCGAGCAUGUCGCUUGA